Messenger RNA from Aegilops tauschii subsp. strangulata, 728 nucleotides. Lineage: Eukaryota; Viridiplantae; Streptophyta; Magnoliopsida; Poales; Poaceae. The record is from RefSeq and is a predicted model, not a curated record.
UCUCCAAGGUGAAAACCCAAGCCACCAGGACGUUCCCGGAAAACUAUCUGGGCAAGUUGAAUUGGUUUCGGAGGCAGGUUGCCGAGGACCAUGGAUAUGCUAUGGAGACGUCAGCUCAUGUUGGCAGCGCUUUAUCGGACCAACCUGCAAGCAGAUGCAAUGUCGAGAGUACUGUGGGAGAAAGGGAGUUGCCAUCUCAAUUGAAUGUCGCAAGUGCCCAGGCAGAAGAAAGAAGGCCUGAAAUUGGUACAUCAACAAUCGCAGGUGGUUUGUUUCCUGUGCAUGGAGAUGGAGGCAUGUCUUCACAGCGUGAAGCCGGAAAUGAAGACAAGGCAAGUGACGACGUGCUUGAAGGCAAUGCUUCUCUGCAGGUGUCGGUGCCUGAUGUCAUACCGAGGGUUCCUCAACCCUCGCCUGCUAUGGAACAUCAGCCGGCCAUCGCUAGCCCGAGAAGGGAACCGGGCAAUCUGGAUGGGGGACAGAACGAUCUGGAUGAGAUGCAACCUGGCCCUUCUAGCUGUGCGAGCGCUCCUCCAUAACUCUGGUUUCCUCCUAGUUUGUUAGUGACCUUGUUGGUCUAUACAUUAUUUCAGACUGUGUUUUGUUUACUGGAGCCAUCGCUUAUGUCUACUAGAUUAUCAACUAUAAGUUCUCGAAUGGAAUGGUUGACAUUGUUAUUGUGUCGCUGCUUGGUUCUAUGCUUAAUAUGAUCAUACCAUUUAUUUUAA